Messenger RNA from Boeremia exigua, 1860 nucleotides. RefSeq lists its product as uncharacterized. The coding region runs from base 176 to 1714 and encodes 512 amino acids. Gene Ontology annotation, molecular function: RNA binding. The record is from RefSeq and is a predicted model, not a curated record. The transcript is spliced from 4 exons. Lineage: Eukaryota; Fungi; Ascomycota; Dothideomycetes; Pleosporales; Didymellaceae.
GCUCCGUUUCCUUGUCGUGCCACCAGCUGCCACCCCGCCUCACCACCACUUUUCGCCUGCCUGCGCCGCCGCCGACCGCAUCGCAUCGCCCUGCGCCCCGCCCGCCGCCGCAACCACACAGCUCAUCGCGCCCCGCCGCACGCCACCUGUCCCCGCGCAUCUGCUCGCACCAGCCAUGGCCGACUCUGCACCCCCUGGCACCAACCUGCCGCCUCCGCCGCCCACUGGCCCGCCUGGCUACGAUGGCCAGCAGGGCAACCCGCAGCACAUGGCGCCCCCUACGCUCGCCCCCGUCAUCAUCCCGCAGAACACGAACCCCAUCCCGACGGCCAUCAGCUCGCCCAUGUCCGGCGGCGUCAUGUCUCCGACCAGCGCUGGAGGCUCCUACACGCCGCGCCGCGCCGCUCCCGAGCCAAACAAGCGCGCCCUGUACGUCGGCGGCCUCGACCCCCGAGUCACCGAGGACGUCCUGCGCCAGAUCUUCGAGACCACCGGCCACGUCCAGAGCGUCAAGAUCAUCCCGGACAAGACUGCCAGCUCGCCAACCGGCUUCAACUACGGAUUCGUCGAGUACGAUGACCCUGGUGCGGCCGAACGAGGCAUGGCCACUCUCAACGGCCGCCGUAUCCACAACAACGAAAUUCGUGUGAACUGGGCCUACCAGUCCAACAACACCGCCAAGGAGGACACUUCGAACCACUACCACAUCUUCGUUGGCGAUCUGUCCAACGAGGUCAACGAUGAGGUGCUCCUCCAAGCCUUCUCUACCUUUGGCCCUGUGUCCGAGGCCCGCGUCAUGUGGGAUAUGAAGACUGGCAGAUCUCGUGGCUACGGCUUCGUUGCCUUCCGUGACCGCCCCGAUGCCGAGCGCGCCCUGAGCUCCAUGGACGGAGAGUGGCUUGGUUCGCGUGCCAUUCGCUGCAACUGGGCCAACCAAAAGGGCCAGCCUUCCAUCUCGCAGCAGCAGGCCAUGGCCUCGAUGGGCAUGACCCCAACCACACCCUUCGGUCACCACCACUUCCCCACCCACGGAGUUCAGAGCUACGACAUGGUCGUGGCCCAGACUCCUCAGUGGCAGACCACCUGCUAUGUCGGCAACCUAACCCCGUACACUUCCCAGUCUGACCUCGUUCCUCUUUUCCAAAACUUUGGCUAUGUUACCGAGACUCGUUUCCAGUCUGACCGUGGGUUUGCUUUCAUCAAGAUGGACACUCACGAGAACGCUGCCAUGGCCAUCUGCCAACUUAAUGGGUACAACGUUAACGGCCGACCUCUGAAGUGCAGCUGGGGCAAAGACCGCCCACCAACCGGCCAGUUCGAAGGCUACUCGCCUGCCGGCCCCAGUCCAGCUUACGCUCAGGCGCCUGGCGCGUUCUUCCCUCAGUACGGUGGCGGACCAGGUGGUCCCAUGUCACCUUCAGGUGAGCGGCACCGGAGGAAGCUACAGUACCGAAAAACACAAUCUAAUGCACGGGCAGGACCCAGCCCUGGUGGACAACCCUUCGCCCAGCAACAAGCCGGCUUUGGGGGUCCUGGCAUGAACUACCAGCAGAUGCAGCCGCAGCAGAUGCAACCGCAGCAGAUGCAGCCGCAGCAAAUGCAGCCAGGCAGUGCCGGUGGCUACGGUCGUGGCGCUCCCGCUCCUCAGCAACAAUGGGGCCAGCCCGGCCAGGGCGGCUUCCAACAAAACGGCUUUGGCGGCUACCAGGGCUAGGCCCUCACCACUCACCUUCGUCAUGUUUCGCAUCGUCCAGCCUCUGCUUUCGACAUGCCUGGUUGUUUACAAGGCUCUUCUUGAUUAGCGCCGAUCUUUGCAUCCUUCUAUCUGCUAUCUAUCAUGUCCUUACAAGGAGACUGUCU